Messenger RNA from Perkinsus marinus ATCC 50983, 417 nucleotides. RefSeq lists its product as hypothetical. The transcript has a single exon. The record is from RefSeq and is a predicted model, not a curated record. The annotation marks the transcript as partial. NCBI's taxonomy places the organism in Eukaryota, Perkinsozoa, Perkinsida, Perkinsidae.
AUGCUCCCUAUGGGGGAUGUGAAUGUGGUGGCAUACAGUUUUGAUAAUGCUGGUCGUUGGUAUAUCGCUGGUACUCAAUCCGAUGGGAAGUCGAGGCUGUGGAGGACAUCAUGUGACCUGUCGUCCUAUGAAGUUUUGGCUGAACAUCCGAUUACCGACAUAGAAGCGAACCCUGAUGGUUCUGAAGUCUACGCCAUCAGUGAGGAGAGGGUGAUUGUCAUCAGUACUUUGGUCUACAACAGCAUUAGAGUUAUUGCUAAUGAUAAUAUGUACUUGGGGUACACUGGCCUUGCAUAUGCAGCUGGAAACCCCGACAGGUUGUAUGUGACUGCCAACACUUGGAAUGGCGUCUUCGGUUUCGAACGUAUUCCUUAUGGUACCGGUUGGAAGACACUUGGUUGGGUUGCCGGUUCUCAA